AUGGCGAAUCUACCGGAUUUUGACGACCUCCCGCCGGUUCCUGGCAUGCCCCAGGGCUGUACAUGGGGGAUAUUUGACCAGGAUGGCAAGAAGGACAUGUAUGGCACGUUGAACCUGUUGACUCCGGAGGUGGUGAAAGCAGCCGCAUCUGAAAUCUGUCAUGGGGUCUCCGUUUCGCUAAACUGGCCGAUUGGGAGUGUAAGGAUACCGGGGUUCUUCCGGAAGAGCCUUGACCGCCAGGUCACCAAGAUGGAUGAUCCUCGAACUGGGAAGAUAUUUGCAUUUGAUGACGAGGUGCACUUCAAUACCCAGGCCAGUAGCCAGUGGGACAGUUUAUGCCACAUCCAGCAUCUCCCAACGGAAUCAACCUACAAUGGCUUCAAAGCCACCGUCGAAGGGCUCCAGAACCCACAGGAAUCCGAUCCACUGCCGACAUUGAAUCACUGGCACAAACGCGGAUGCAUCACCGGAAGAGGAGUGUUAAUCGACUUCAAAGGCUACGCCGAUGCCAAAGGAAUCCAAUACUCUCCGUUCUCCGGUUUCCGAAUCAGCCCUAAAGAAAUCGAGGCCGUCGCAGAGUACCAGGGAACGACCUUCCAGCAUGGCGACAUCUUGAUCAUCCGGUUUGGCUUCACGGAAGCAAUGGGUGCUAUGACGGGUGAGGAACAGGCCCAGGCCAUGGGCUCCUCCCAUGCCGUCUGCGGUGUGGAAGGUACCGUUGAGAUGGCUCGGUGGUUGUGGAAUCGACGCUUUGCGGCCAUCGCCUGCGACAAUAUGGCCGUCGAAGCUAUUCCGCCUAUCAUCAAUGGUGAGGAGAGGCCGCCGUUUGAGCUUGUCCUUCAUCCCUGGUGCUUGAGUCUGAUGGGAAUGCCACUGGGGGAGCUGUGGGAUCUCAAGGUGCUGGCGGAGGAGUGCAAGAAGGCCCAGAAGUAUAGCUUUUUCCUUACUUCGUCGCCUUUGAAUGUGCCGGGGGCUGUUGGGAGUCCACCGAACGCUAUAGCCAUUCUGUAG
Aspergillus terreus NIH2624 is the source of this 1011-nucleotide messenger RNA. RefSeq lists its product as uncharacterized. The record is from RefSeq and is a predicted model, not a curated record. NCBI's taxonomy places the organism in Eukaryota, Fungi, Ascomycota, Eurotiomycetes, Eurotiales, Aspergillaceae. The transcript is spliced from 6 exons. Bases 1 to 1011 code for a protein of 336 amino acids. Gene Ontology annotation, molecular function: arylformamidase activity.